Molecule: messenger RNA, 1048 nt
Organism: Jatropha curcas
Lineage: Eukaryota; Viridiplantae; Streptophyta; Magnoliopsida; Malpighiales; Euphorbiaceae
Source: RefSeq, a predicted model, not a curated record
AGCCACCUAUGUAACGGUAACAAGUGACACGCGCAGCUUAUUUCUCUUCUUCUUCCUUCUUGAGGACUAAAAACAGAUUUUUCUUCUCUCUAGAAAUUUGAUGGCGGAAAGAACUGAAGGGAAAUGGUGAAUCAGUUAUUUGCUGUAGAAUCAAAAUACCAGAAUACAAUUAUAUCGGUCUACGCUUUAAAGACGGGUACCAAUAAUUGGGGGUAACUAGCCGAAGUGAAGAACCUGCUAUGGAUUCAGAUUCUUUACAGAGUGUGUAUAGAACUGGACAUGCAAAUGGAUGUGAUUGGCAAGAGGAAGUCUAUCAAGAGGUAAUUUUCAUGACAUUAACAUUUUUGCCUGAACUAAAUGAGAUGUACCAGAAAACGUUGACGAAGAUACAGCAGGUAAACUAUCUUCCACAGCUACCCAUGCCAGAGGGACUUGAGAAACUAAAAACAUUUAAGACAAUGCUAGAGCGCAUGAUAUCAUUCUUACAUGUUUCAAAAGACAAUGUUUUACCUGGUUUCAAGGAUAAGUUGGGUGCUUAUGAGAAGCAGAUUGUGAAAUUUAUAAAUGCAAAUAGAUCCAGAGAGAGAACUUCUGAGCUUCAGUCUCGUAUGGGAUCAUUAUCACUAGCAUCAUCGUAGGCUUCUAAUGAUAUGGAUCUGGACCUUUAAUCAUUUCGCAUUUAUGGGUUUGGUGGAUAACUGGAUUCUUAGAAAAUGACAAAGAUAAAGAAACAGAAAGGCAGAACCUGAGAAUUCUUGGAAUGACGAUGAUUUUUAAUGUUGAUUCACAAAGCAGUAGAACCGAAACUGAUGUCUUUGAUAAAGACGAAGAGGGCAAAAAUGGCAAGUUAUUGGUGAAAAUUGUUACUUACUAGAGAACUAUAUAUAGUUGGGCCAAAAAGGCCUAAGCCCAACACAGUGUACUUUUGAAUGAUGUUCCAAGUUUUGAGCAAGGGAUUUUGUUUUCGUAUGUUUGUUUAUAUGGGAAAAAUUUUAUGUAAACGGGUCCAUGAGGUUUUUUUAUUAAAACGAUGAUAUUUUUUACCAUA